This is a messenger RNA of Staurois parvus, 416 nucleotides long. Lineage: Eukaryota; Metazoa; Chordata; Amphibia; Anura; Ranidae. The record is from the annotation of a GenBank genome assembly.
UGGGCCCCUGUACCGCCUCCUCAUGCUGCUGCCAGGCCCGUAAUCUGUCAUGGGCCCCCUGUACCGCCUCCUCAUGCUGCUGCCAGGUCCAGAGUGUGUCAUGGGUCCCUGUACGGCCUCCCAUUGCUGCUGUCUCCAUCGCCACACUCUGCCAUGUGCCACUUUCAGGUCUCCUCACACUGCUGGUGGGUUCCAUUUUGUCAUAGGGUGCUGGCAGAUUACGGGCCUCCCAUUGCUGCUGCCAGGCCCGUAAUCUGCCAUGGGCCCCCGUACCGACUCCUCAUGCUGCUGCCAGGCCAAGGUGGAAUUCAACCCUACAUAUGUUGGACCGCCUUUGUACAGCGAAAGGCCCCCAUUUGCUGCUGUUACAAGCCACAAAGGUACUCCCCUGUGUAACUUAGAUGUCAGGUCUCAUU